CAGACAGCUGAUCUGGUCAAGAUGCUGAUAAUCAAAGCGACGGGCGACUGUCAGUGUCUCUUUGAACCUGGCUUCAUGGGUUUGGAGUGUCCUUGCCUUUACAUCUUUACAUGAUGUGAUCAGGGUUGCAGUUGCGCCGUCAUGCAUGCAUGAAGCUCAGCUGCCGCGUGAGCUUCAAUUCUGAGCUGCCGCUAUCCUGAAGGUGGAAGUUUCUUACACAUGAUUUACAGGCGCUCUUGCUGUCAUUAUCGAGCGAGCUGCGAGCUGGCAGCUGGGCCUCUCAGAAGGACAGCUGUCAGCACAAGAUAACAGGUCUCUUUAUCGGACCAAGUAUACACAGAAAUACAUUCAAAUAUGCAGAGGGCGGCCCCCUGUACGUAGCGCCUUCGCGGCACAUCCCAGACAUUCGUGCGCUGUGUCUACAAGCAAUAUCUUUCGCGGCCGAUCGUGUGAGCGUGCCAAAGAGUAGUGCCAAACAGAGUUAAACUUGGAGCUAGUGUAGCCGCCCCGUAGCCGCUGACUUCUGAAACUCCCGGAGGCUGGUAUCAGUCCAUCUCCCAGCAACAAUAUGGCGUCCAGAUUCCAGUUGGGAGGCAACAUGCAGUCACGAGUGAGCUUUGCCAUAGUUUGCGGGCUCUUACUCAUUGCUUGUGUGGUCUACCUUCUCAUGUUGGGGUCGUACUCUGGUUGGCGACUGGCACAGACCGCACUCCCGCCUGGAGCGGUUGGCGCAAGUUUACAAACCAGGAAGGUUGGAAAAUACUGUCCCAGGGGUGCACGAGCGUCCGGCCCUGGAACCAGCAAUGCCUCCGUCCCCUUUCAUUGGUUCCAGUUUUGUGAUGAUGCCAAUGUUACUCUUCUGGAUCCUUCGGGCCAGACCAGAGUCCCUGAGCGGCUGGGGCAAUUCUUGGGCGUUGGCGAUUCUGUGUACGGAUUCAAAGUGGAAAAGAGCGGGGCACACAGCAUUCAGCACCUCGGAAGGACUGUGGCGCAGAUGCAGCUGCAUCCUGACAGGUGUUCCUGUCCGGAAACCUUCCCAAAUUUCAAUGCAACCUACAACUGCUCUUCGACGUCCAGACAGACUGUACGCGAUGCUUAUGCGGCAUGGACUCACCGCCCUCUCAGUGAGAAGUCCUUCUUAGCAUGGACGGAGAUCCAUGGUGAAAGAAUAGUACACGUGUCUAUAAUUAACAACAAGCUAUACACCUUCCCCGAGACGUAUCCUGCAGAUGGGCACUCUAGGCCUUUUGUUGACAUAUACAUCAGCGUCCUGCUAUCAACCCUUCGAAAGGUCCAGAUUCCGGACGUGGAACUGGUGCUUACGUUGGGCGAUGGGGCGUCUAUAACCGCAAAAGACGCCAUCCCUGGGCUUACGAUUGCCGCGCACCCUUCUUUCAUCGAUAUUCCGGCGCCCAUAUCACCACUGGUCAAGGAGUAUUUCUCUGGCGACCUGUUCAGGGAGGCGUGCUCAGUGCCUCCGUGGCAAGACAGGAUCCCCAAGGCUUUCUUUUGGGGCGCUAAUACCGGCAUGACAACCACAACCGAGGAGAACCUGUAUCAAGUGCCACGAUUCUUGGCCGCCAGUACCAGCGUCAAAAGGCCCGACCUGAUCGAUGCGCGUAUUGUGCUGGGUCACAAGAACACCCUGGACAAGGCUUUCGACGAGGCCGUCGAAAAAGGUCUGAAUGCUUCAUUUGUACGGAAACCUCCAAUCGGGCACCAUAAGUAUCUACUCGAUCUUGAUGGGAACAGUGCUUCCUUCUUCCGCAUUGAGAAAGUUCUCCUUUCCGGGUCUUUGCUUGUAAAGCAGCGGUCCCCUUGGGUUCGCGACUUUUACCCGCUCCUACUGGACGGUGUGAAUUCAAUAGAGGUCGAACCGAACCUUGCUGAUCUAGUAAGGAAGCUCGAUUGGAUCAAACAACAUGACGAGGAAGCACAGAAGAUUGCGGAAGCUGGUUUUAAGCUGGCACUAGAAGGGCUGAGGACGGAAGAUAUCUACUGCUCAAUGGCAUUCCACCUCGAGAAUCUACACGUUUCCCUUGGUUUCCAAGCCAAGAUAAGAGAAGGUAUGAGGGAGGUGCCUCAAGACUCCCAGGAUGACUGUUCUUGUGGAAGGAACGACUCAGAGGAUUAUGCAGAAUGAUCUGGCUACACGGAGGAGUCUUGCUGCCGUUUGAGACGAUAUAGCUUGAAGGGCCCGGACAGUAAAGUGGAAGUAUAGGUUGUGUCGGUGAAUUGGAUACGAAUGUGAUCUGACUCUAUUGAAGCCAUUAAGGUCUGCGUAUCCACACCAAAAGACCCGCUGCUUGAAGAAGUAACGUUUGCAUCGGUCCAGAAGUUUCUGAAUAGAAUUUUCACAUUUCGAUCGAUAUCGCGCAUGUAUAACGCCUGUAAGCUAGCUCACUGAUCUUCACCUAUAGGGCGGUUUAUCUAGUUUAGACGUCUAUAAGCCUUCAUUCUGAUCCCAACGUAUUUCAGAGGUUUGGGGCAUCAAAUGGACCCAUAUAGAAAUGGACGCAAGAACACGUGAAUUUCUAUAUUAGUCAAGAAAGUCCUUAACUGCAUAUUCGACAGUUGUUUGUCACAAUAGGGGGAUCAUCUGUUUCUCGAUCAUCAAACUUUUGCUGUUUCCAACUGCAAGAGCGAUCAGUCACUGAUCGCUCAGUGAACCGGGUUGCAGUUGAUUCCGCUUGCCAG
Klebsormidium nitens is the source of this 2697-nucleotide messenger RNA. The record is from the annotation of a GenBank genome assembly. Lineage: Eukaryota; Viridiplantae; Streptophyta; Klebsormidiophyceae; Klebsormidiales; Klebsormidiaceae.